GUUUUCACGAGCGCGAGCGGGAGAUCAACCAAGAGUAGAUCCGUAAAAUUUUCCUCCGAAUAUGGGCGUCAUGUCAUCAUAUUCGCGUACGGUGCUUUCUCCAAAAAUCAUCCACCUUUUUCCGCAAGUUUAGUUGAAUUGUGAUCCUCCUGCAGUAACUAUUGUUGUUUGUUGAAGAAGUAAAAAUUGUACCACGCUACUGGCUGACUGCGCCCCCGGGGGAAUGCAGAUUCGCGUGCUGCCACUUCUGUAGUUCUGCGGAGGAUCCUUGCGUGUGUGUUUCGCAAAAGAAAAAGAAAAACGGUACGGGUUGCCUCCCGGAAUCUAGAAAUAAUAAAAAAAAGUGGUUGCAAAUCUUGUUAUCGUUGUUUUUCUCGCGUUUUGUCCUUCGGUACUCCUCGAUUCGGUGUGGCGGUUAUUGAGGUGGCGGAAAAACACUCGAUUUGUUAAGUUUUGCAGUUUUAGUCCAGUUGAACGGCGACGAAUAGGGGCGAAGGACAAACGAGCUUGUCAGAGGCCAAGAUACAAAUCCACUCGUAGGACCAUAAAGCAUAAAAUCUAUAGUAGCAAAAGGAUAACAUUCACUCACUCACUGCCUGGCGCCUAGCAGAGGAUAGUACUCUCUACCCAUAGAUAGAUGCUGUAGUACAGUGUGUGCUGGAACAAAAACAUACACAAAGGAUCUGAAGCGCCCAGAUUUGCAAGGAUAAAGAGCUGCAGUUUCUUUCUGUUUCUACGAAACGAAAACAAGCUGUUUUGCCAGCGGAGCAUUUAUGUAAUUGUUAAAAAAACACCAAUUUUCGAUUUUUCAUCUAUGUAGAAAAGCUACAACUAGGUGAUAUCCGUCGAUGGAAACGGGAAUAUUUACCAUAGAGGAAAAAAGAUUGGUAAUUCUUAGGAUCGAUUUACUCGAACGCUGUAUGCAGUACACCAUUCGACAUUAACCCUUUUAUGCUGGAGAAAGGAUAUCAUGGAAUAUUGUUAGCAAAGGAAAAAAAGUGCUAUAAUAGAGGAGCGAACGUGCAAAGUUGGCAGUGAAUAAGGACUUGCAAAGGUAACACGGCAAAAGGAGACCCAAGGAUGCUGAUAAUAUUCGUGGAAGCCACCCGAGGAUGCUGCUGAUGACGACGAUGGUGACAAUGAUUCCGACUGCGGUUGCGACAGUACAACGUGUAGUUCCGGAAGCAACAACGGUUGUGUCAGGAGGGAGUGCGACGAAUGUGUGCAUAUCUCCGUGUAUUUUGCGAUUCUGAAGGAAACGUGAUUGUUAAAAUAAAUAUAAAAAUUUUUGUGCCGAAACGAGAGGAAGCAAAUUGUUCAAAUUGUGUUUUUCAACAGUGCCCUGCAUUUUGUGUUGGCACCAAUCCAAGCAAAUUGUUAAGUGCAAAGAAUUACGGAGUAAAAAAGAAGCUUUUAUUAUUCUUUUUUUUUUCUUUCGCUGAUUACCAACGCUAGAAAGUUUCUUCCCUGGGAAGUGUGUGGGAUACACAAAGAAAUCAAGGAAAUGUGUGACGAGCUGUGAAAAAGAGGGGCAUGAAUAGCUGGCAAGUGAUAUUGUACAAUACUCACCCGUUACUUUGUGAUAGGCCUAGCGGUACCGAGUGUUUAAUAGCUGGUACUAGUGAUAGUGUAGUUGGUAGUAGUGAUUACAUAAACAGUAUUUGCCUAGAGAAGAAGCUCCGUAGACGUCAUAGAGGACGUCGGCGGUGGUUGGUCAGAAACAGAACCAUUGAAUUAGCCACAACGUCCGUGCAUCAAUUACCAGCUGCCUCCCCCAGCACUCAGCGCUCAUUCUGGCAGCGUUACAGCAAGCUUCGAGCCAGCAAAAGUCAAAUCCGGAGCAGGAGAAACCUUGUAACGGUGGUGCGUACAAACCAGCCAGUGCCAAUAGUAGAACCGCCAACGGAACGGCUAUCGUCGAAUCCAGCGAAGGAGGCAGUCAUACUAGCGAGAACAAGAACACCCUUCUACUACACUGCUGCUGUGUGAUCGUACAAAUCACCCCAGUAGCCCCCGGGCGCAGUCACGUGACGACGACGGCUUCGUCCACCAAAAAGCCCAGCUCUGGCGGUGACGAUGGUACGGGUGGAGGGUUGGCCACUGGUGUUAGUGGUCGCACUCCUGUCUGUCGCUGUAAUGCGCAAUAUAAACUACAGGAUCUGAAAGCCUUGCAACAACUGCAGCAACAACAACAGCUACUACAACAACAACAGCAGCAACAGCAAGGCGUCAGUGUUAACACCAAUGUCUCUUCUUCCACCCCCGCCAUUGGUGACACCGUUCCCGGCAGCAGCAGUGGUCUUGGAGGCCAUCAUCACCACCACCUCUCCACCCUUUCCACGUCUAUGCAGCAUUCGCAAGUCAGCGGUGCCCCGCCGAAACAGAGCCAAGAGUUAACGAACGAGGAACUCAUCAAGUACCUCCAGCAAAUCAACGCCGACAUCAAAUGGAUCGAACAGCUGAAACAAUACAAAUACGAAAUUGAAAAGUUCUCCACAACCGAAAAGACUGAUGCCCGUAACAUCAAGCAACUAUCUGCCAACGGUCAUGUAUGUGCUCCAGCUCCAAAGCAGAAACCGGAAACUGCAACAAAGGCUCCCAGUACAGGUGUCCAACAAACGGGGGCAAUAGCUAAAACAGAAUUCUUCGAUCGUAGCCUCAAACAGCGUCACUCUUCACGUUCAGUUGACGAGCGAACUGCUCGUCGUGACGAAGAAUUACAGGCUAAAGAAAGUGGCCAUCAACGGCAUUCUUCCGGACCAAGUGACCUGCAGCUGUUGAAAUCCGAUAUUUCCGAGUGGCUACUUAACCUACCCCUCAAACAAAGCGUUGAGUUUCUUCAGAAAGCUAAAUCCGCUCAGCUUCAGCUCGAGAAAGAACAACAGGAACAAGCUCAACACGCCAAAAAACCACUUCAACGGCAAUCCUCAGGAGGUACCGGCGAAAGAACGACACCGAGACCGAAGCCUACGACGGUACAACGGCAACACUCAACAGGAGCUGGUGAGAUAGCACUUACACGCGAUGAUAUCUUAGAAUGGCUCAAAAAACAACAAAUCUUCAGUAAAGUUAACGAGGAGACUAGUGCUCCGAAAAAGUUCAAAGAGAAGGAAGAAAUCCCGUUGCAACACUUUGAACCUCUGAAACACAAAGCUAGCACUGCAAAGCUGCAAAAGCGACAUUCGCUGGGGCCCAAUGAAGAGUUUUUUCACAAAAGUACCACCGACUGGAUACAGUAUCCUCUGAAACAACUCAAAAAGCACACAUUCGAACCGACACAAGGCAGCUGCACUGACAUUCGUCGGAAGGACAGCCGAGAUCGAAGUGAGCACAGUCACCGUGAACGUAAACUACGCCACUCAGCCAGUGAGGUUGUGACUUCGACCCAUAGCGGUCAACCACCACCACGCGUUCCUCCACAAAAACCCGAACGGACGUUCCGUUAUCAGCUGAAAGACCGUGAACCCAAAACCUUACCAAAGUGUACCGCCACCAUCCAGCAUCAAAUCCCGUUGGAGCCGUACACCUCCCAACAGACGACAUCGUUUACCCAAAAACCAACCCGAAAAGAACGUUCGCGUCGCAAUAAAACUCAACGAUCCGCUACGGUUAGCGAUAUUAACCAAAUCAACAAACAGCAACCCCAGCAAACGAUCCCGGCAGGAUACCCUCCACAGCGCAGUACCGAACGCAGCCAAUCGUUAUCAAAAUGCACCGACCCGAUGUGUUCAGCCAUGUCCUUGUGCGACGAUCCAAACUGCUACAUGUACAACUAUUACGACACUCCCCGGUGCGCUUCGCUGCCGCGGAUCAGAACAACCACAACACCCCCGGCCACCAGCAAGUGUGGCCCACUGUGCUACGAAUGCAACAACAAGUGCAAUUCGCUACCCCGCUGUACCGAUGUCCGUUGUACGGCGCUCAUCAGCAGCAGGGAACCAUCAACGCAAAGAAUCAAAAGCAAUUCACUGCCACGAAACGCCGAAAUGACCCAAAAGCGAUUGUCCCGGGAAAGCUCUCGGAGUUCACUACCGCGAUCGCGAACGAAGAAACGAUCGUCCUCUAGCAAUAAUGGAAAGCUGACCAAGUCACUGUCGGCGGCGUCGCUGAACUCCCGGCGCCGACGCCACAAAACCGUACACUUUGGGGAAAAUCUACUGCGGGAAGUGUGCCAGAAUCGAAAGUUGAUCCCACCGCUGCAGGAGACACCCUCGGGAGCGGCACCGAUGCAACCGAACAUCCAAAUGCUGUACAACUUCGUCGAGGGUGUGCUGAGUGCUUGGGUGGACGACGAGGAUGAGCACAACAAGUCCGGUCCGGAUUCGGAACCGGAGCGAGGGGCCGUGCUGAAACCGAUGCACCGCUGCAAUCGGGCCCGCUUUCAAACGAUUCGACGAGUGGUGAGCGAAGCCGCUGAACUGAAGGGUUCGUCCAAGCUGGGAAACUCCCGGUACAGACAUCGGCAUUGGCGCGGCACGGCCAAGGAUUGUAACGAGCGGUUUCUGAGAAAGAUAUCCGACGAUGACCGCAUGAGCCUGACGACGGCCGUGUCAGAUGAGGACGACGGGGAAAGUGUGAUGGCCUCACCGUACAAAGCGAAAGCAACUGGCACCGCCGCAGCGUCGUUCAACUGUACCGGAGCAGUUCGGAAAGCAGGAUUCCUCUCGGUCAAAAAAUGGUUACUGCGCAAAAAACAUCAGAUCGAGCUGGCCCGCAAGCGUGGCUGGAAGGGUUACUGGGUCUGUCUGAAAGGUACCACCUUGUUGUUCUAUCCGUGCGAUUCGCGCGAAGGCCGCUCCGUCGAGGCAGCUCCCAAGCAUCUGAUCAUCGUGGACGGUGCGAUUAUGCAACCGAUACCGGAACAUCCGAAGCGGGACUACAUCUUCUGCCUGAGCACGGCCUUUGGCGAUGCGUACCUAUUUCAGGCUCCCUGUCAGGUAGAACUGGAGAAUUGGGUCAACAGUAUACAUAGUGCCUGUGCUGCAGCGUUUGCAAGACAUCGUGGUAAGACUGGUACACUACACUUAUUACAAGAGGAGAUUUUCCGUUUAGAAAAAGCAAUAGAAUCGGAUCACAAACUGAAACACAUGGCCGAUCUACAGCAAAGCGUCGUCACCGAUGCGGACACCCGGCAUCAGAUUCAACAGCAGAUACUACAGUGGGAGGAGAAUCUCGAGCGGCUACAUUGUGAACAGUUCCGCCUGCGAUGCUAUAUGGCCUCACUGCAGAACGGAGAGCUUCCAAAUCCUAAGUCUCUCCUAACGCACGUAUCACGCCCCACGAAGAACACUCUGAACAAGCUGGGCGUCUUCACGGUGUCUUCGUUCCACGCGUUCAUCUGCGCUCGGUCUCCUUCACUGUUGAACAAUUUACUAGCGGGACGUGGAGCUACCAAACGGCGUCCACCGAUUCUGUCCCGGUCGAACAGUGGCUCAAGCCGACGAUCCAUGCAAAUGAACACCCGUGACGAGGCGGAGAAAUCCUACAAGGUAGCUCUGCCGGAGAACACCUUCGGCACGGUAUACCUGCGUGACGGUAUGUCCGUGGAGGAGUUCCUCGCCAGCGCCUGCCAGCGCAAGAAUCUCAACCCGAUGGAGCACUUUGUGCGGGUCAAAAAACGUCGCGAUAUGGAAGAUCACAACUACUUUGUUCCUCAUCGAAAUGAUCUGAUCGAAACAUAUCUACACACUCAUGAAAUGGUUGAAGUUUGCGCUAAGAUUUUGUACCAAGUAGAAUUACAACGAGCGACACUGGAGCAGAUGUGGGGAUUUUCGGUCGAAGCCGAACUAAUCGAGAAUGCGGAUCGACAAGAUGAACUCUGCUGCUAUGUAAGCCGCGUAGAGGACAAGAGCUUGGCUAUGCAGAAUGGAGUUAUUAAAGGCGAUGAAAUAAUUGUGAUAAACGGCGCGAUCGUCUCCGACCUAGACAUGAUGUACUUGGAGAGUGUUCUCCAGGAAGAACAAGCCUUAUGCAUGAUGAUGAGAUCAUCACGUACUGAACCACCGGAUCUAGUGGGAAUCCUGCGCUCUACAGACGACAUAAUUGAGUCGCUGGUUUGUCCUCCACCGCCUUCCGAUCCACCGGUAAUUAGCGAGGAAAUGAUUUCUGGACUGAUUGUUCCUGCACCCGGCUGGCGACGUUCGUGUAUUUCAGGUAAGGAGGUUUACUCACCGGAGAUCGAAAGUUCGCCAGCCCCGUCGGCCAACGACCCGCACAUGGACCGCUCGAAACAGUCAUCGCGCACCAGCAGCUUCGAGAUUGAAAAUCUUCUCAAAUCAGCCGAACAGGUCACCGGAUUCUGUCGCUCGCCACAGGAAACGCGCAAGUCGAGCCCCACGGGAUCGGUAGCCUCAUCAGUAUCAAAUGCCAUGCUAACACCCUCGCGACAGCUGACGGAUGCAGAAAAGCUCCGGAAAGUCAUUCUCGAGCUAGUUGAUACGGAGAAGACCUACGUUAAGCACUUGAAUAAUUUGCUGGAAUACUACUUGGAACCACUGAAGCGUGAAACAUUCCUAUCGAAUGCAGAGAUAACGGCUCUGUUUGGCAACAUCCAGGAGAUUGUCACAUUCCAACGGCAGUUCCUGAACAAUUUGGAGGAAGCCCUUGAUCUCGAACCGGACUUCCACCAACUGGAGCAUCCUAGUCAAUUUAAGAACGUACUAUUCGCAAUCGGGUCAGCCUUCCUGUACUAUGUAAACCACUUCAAGCUGUAUUCUUCCUUCUGCGCCAGUCACAGCAAAGCACAAAAGGUGCUACAUCCAAACGAAGGCAAUCAGGCACUCCAGGAAUUCCUAGUCGCUCGUAAUCCGAAGCAACAGCACAGCAGUACCUUGGAGUCAUUCCUCAUCAAACCGAUCCAACGCAUCCUCAAGUAUCCACUGUUACUCCAGCAGCUGCGUAAUUUGACCGAUCCAAAUGCGGCCGAACACCUGCAUCUAGUCGAGGCUCUGAAGGGGAUGGAAAAGGUGGCUGAACACAUCAACGAAAUGCAACGAAUCCACGAAGAGUACGGUGCCAUCUUCGACCAUCUGUUCCGUCAGCAUCAGAAGGCCUGUAAGCAACCGAUCGAUCUUAGCCCUGGUGAUUUGCUUUACUACGGUGGUGUCGAAUGGUUGAACAUCUCCGACUUUCUGGGCAAGAUUAAGAAAGGCCUCGAGCUGCAUGCUAUGUGCUUCGUGUUCAAAUCAGCUGUUGUGUUUCUGUGCAAGGAACGACUGCGCCAAAAGAAGAAGCUCAUGGGUGUAUCCAGUAAAAAUGCCACCAACGAGGUGGAAAUAAUCCGCUACCAAGUUCUGAUUCCGGUUACCGAGGUACAAGUACGCGCUUCCUCCGCCAAAGACAUGGACUCGCACUUCCUCUGGGAACUGAUUCAUCUUAGAUCGCAAUUACAACGAAGAUCGGAAAAAGUUUACGUGUUAUCGAAUAGCACUGGCGAUUUCCGUAAUGCAUUCCUGAAAACAAUCCGACAAAUUAUACGCGAGAGCGUCCGCAAUAUGUCAAUCCCAUCGUUGAAGAGCAUGGGCGGCAGCAUGAGCUCGAUGACCGGUAUUGGUAGUUCGUCUGGAAAUUCGCAAACACUAGAGCGUCCCAAGCAGCAGCCGCAGAUUAUGCAAGGCUCGCAGACACUGGGUAAGCCGAAGAAGUCCAAGAUGAACCAACGCCACUCGUCUGGUAACAUUGACUACGAUAACACGACCUCCGGCAGUCAGGAAGCCGAUGAUCCUCCCGUCCCACAGUACAGCGGGCAGUUCCGUAUGCGCAGCAAGACUGUCGGGGAUGUUGGAGAACAAGUAGCAGCUUGCCGGAGAAAUCUCAGUGAACGCGAACCGGAAAAGGCUGACCCUGGAACAAAAUCCGAAGGUGAAGAUGACUCUCAACAUUGCUCAGUGAAACCUAAAUCCUCUCUGGGAAAAACACCCAACCAUCUAACCUUGAGCACCACGUCAACGCUGUCCGUUGGUAGUAAUGGUAGCCAGGCCCGCCUGAUUCAGUCGUCACAUCCGCCAGCCACGUACCAUCCGGUGCUGAUGAAGGAUCUAGGAUCCCCGGUGUGGAAGCCUAGAGACAUGAUUAGUUUAGGUGAUGCCCAGUCUUCUUCGACCGCACGUAAAGAUGAUUCUAGCAAGUAAACAGAUUAAAACGAACAUAGCAAAUCGUGGGCCAUACCAUACCAAGUAGGCAGAGAAAAGGUUCCGUUACCGCAGCGAUGCGCGGGUAUAAAUAUAAACUGACAACACUGCGAAAAGUUAACGGAAAAUCGUGGCCAGCCAUGAUCGAAAACAAAGGGGGCUCUUUUUUCCCUUUUUUCUGACUACCGAGUGGAAUGCAAGCUAGCAAAAAAAAAAACAAAAUGCCCGGAGGUGUUGUUGCGUAGGGUUGAAAAUCUGUUUUCCGUUUUUAUUCUUGAACGUUUUACCGCAAACCAAAAGCUGGGAAAGUGGGAAAUGAAAUGAAUGAUUAUUGUUAUGUGAAAAUUCUCGCAUCCAAUGACUGAACGCGACGAGGCAAAGAGAAGGGUGAAAAACUCCUCACCCUUGUAGAAAAAUACCGCAAAUUAUAUAGUAAAGUGAAUUUUUAUGAGAAAAGAGCAAAACUUAGUGAUAAUUUCUUAUUAAAAGACGUAGUUAAGCAUGUGCAAGUUUAUAACUAUUAUUAUCAAGAUAACACAGAAACUAAAAGAAUAGAACUAAUAUCCACACAGACCCACUCACACAUUGACAAAAAUCGUAGUACCAUUCGUGAAAAAUGAAUGUCAUGUUAAAAAAUCUCAAAACUGACUAAAGAAAACAGUUAUUUAUUUUACUAUGUAUUUCAAAUACUUUUAAAUCUCAGAAAGUAAAAGGAAUACUUGCAGCUAUAUUAGCAGUAACAAAACUUUUACCGCUAAUAUUAAAAGCGAUCAGUAGACAAAACCUUACAAGACAUCAUUUGAUUGUGAAUUCCUAUACCUUUAGUUUCGAUAGUCGGUGAAAUUGUUAGCAAAAAAUGUUCGAAGAUACCAUAUUAAACAUACAAGAAAGGGAAUUGAAUUUUAUACGCCAUAAAACAAAUUUAAUUGGACGCAUUUAAGCCCAUUAGACGAGUUUAAUCAUCUCCUAAAGAUGCCACAAGCGUUUGUGUUAAGCCAAACGGGAAAACGAACAAGUUAUUUCUGUUGUCAUCCUUGUUCUAGUGGAUGGGGAGUACAGAAAAUUCGAUAAUCACUAUCAAUUAAUGUAGUUAAUUAAUGAUUCUUCCUAAAUUGGUUCUCGGAUUUUUCUAUACAUCUAGUGAUUUUAGAUACAAUCGAGAGUAAAACAAUAAAUGCAAAUUACAAAAAUCCAACACGUAUAUCUUGAACGAAAAAGAACUAAAGUUCUCUCUGAAAAAAGGCUAGAAUUUCAAAAUCUUGUUUGAAAUUUUUAACCGCAGCUCCUCUUUAUUGAUGAAAUUGUACUACUUUUCAAUCACAGAAAAUCUAUGAAGGACAGCACUUGUCUGCGAAAUAAACAAGUAAACACAAACCACUUAAAACUAACCAUUUAGGAAAAAUCUUGCAAUCCUGCAGAAAAGAAGUCAUACAUUAUAGUAAGACACGUAUGUUUCCUUUUAUAUAAAAGAGUAAACAACAACAGACAACUGCACGAGUUCUUUCCCUCACAGAAAUAUUUAUAAAACAUAUACAUACAAAACAAGCAUUAUUAAAAUUUAAUGAAGCAAAAACGAAAAUCGAUCCAAUUUUAAAAACAUACAUUACAGAAAGUACCAAAACGAAAGAUGUUUCCAACAUUUGAUGCAAGAAAGUUUUUAAUUUGACCCUCUUUACCUUGCCAAACAUCUCUUCCAACUUGCUAGAAACACAACAAAAGCAUAAUACUUUUAUUUUCACCUAUCGAUACUGUCAAAUAUUAUAGAAAAUAGGCAGUAAAGGACAAACGAUAGGAAUUCACAUAUAACCAACCGAGCCUAACUUUACCGUGCUUGAGUUCUGUGUGUGUUUAGGGACUCUUACACAAGCACUACCCAAGUAACAAUUGAAGUUUUAUAGCACGCUACAAGUGCAAUCUAAGUUUUAUGAGUAGCUAUAAAGCUAUCACAAAACCUCAAUUGUUACUAGGGUAAAAGUGUCAUUACUAAGUAAUAACAUAACUGAAUUUGUAUCUGAACUUCGUAAUUACAUGCGUUACACCAUCAGCAAUGAUAUUACUAGCGCCUCGUGUAAGGGCACCUUUUGUAUUAUUUCCAGGGACAAGAUACUGAAAACAAUCCAGUUAUGUCAAGGCAGAUUUAUGUCGGUGUUGUUUCCAAUCACUCUAUUUAAAGUAGGAUAAUUAUUUUGGGUUCGAUACGUAAUGAAUCAACACUCCUUUUGCGAUAGCAAACUAAUCGCACGAUUCCCAACACAUUACGAACAGAGGCGAAAAAUAUCGAGCAGUGAUUACAUUAGGAAUACACUUAACAAAAUUCUUAUAAGAAAACAAAGAAAAACAAAUUACCGCAAAAAAAUUGUUACUCAAUCAAUAAUCUAUGGUUAUCACAACACAGAAAAACAAAACAAAUUUAUAAACAACCCGAGAUAACUACAAUUUAGUGGAUCUUUAUAUGAAGAAAACCAAACGAAAAAGCAGAAUAGGAAUCUUCAUUCAAUCACCAGAAUCCUUCUUUUCCACAAAUAGAAACAUAAAAAAAAACAAACACACAAACACUAACACCUACACAGUUAAAUGGGUAAAGACUAACUGAUACAAAAACUAUUACACAACCUAACACAAUUAACCACACUACUUGAUAAAAACACUUAAUGAUGCAAAAUCAACAAAACAGAUCACAGAAAAAAAAUCGACACCCUCUUUUGGUUAGAUUAACCGUUAAAGAUGCGUACACUAUCGAAAGUGGAAAAGAAAGAAAAACAAAUUGUGCCAAUUAAUUAAGGAGAGCAGAUCAAACAACCGCAUAUUAGAAUAAUGCUGUAGCAUGAAGGAAUAAAAUAUUACUUCGCGGAAGGUGUGACCGUUCGAUUGUUAAUAACUCAGUAUCGUAGUAAGCGAAGAAAAACAUCGACGAAAAGGAAAUAUGUUGUUAAAUACAAUAUUCUAUGUGGAACCACCCUCUAAGGAGCAGUUUGUUUUUCUAUCCAACGUUGUGAUGUUGGGUUAACAGUACAUACAUAAGAAAGCAAAACCGGUCGCAUCCAGCAAGGCAACAGCGGGAACGGGCGGGAAACGAAUCGAUGUGUGCUGACGCUAUUGGUGCAAUGUAUGGCAUUCAAAACGAAGGAAGGCAGAGUAGACCCGAUACUGAUUAUGAAAAUGAUGAAGAUGAUGAUAACGAGAGAAACUGAUUCUUGUUUAUUUGUUUUGAACUUUUUGAGAUGUCUAAGUAUUCAAUAAAUAAAAAUAAUUAUACACAAACACUAA
Messenger RNA from Topomyia yanbarensis, 11396 nucleotides. It is a transcript of the gene sif, whose product is annotated as protein still life, isoform SIF type 1. NCBI's taxonomy places the organism in Eukaryota, Metazoa, Arthropoda, Insecta, Diptera, Culicidae. Gene Ontology annotation, molecular function: guanyl-nucleotide exchange factor activity; protein binding. Gene Ontology annotation, biological process: activation of GTPase activity; positive regulation of axonogenesis; small GTPase-mediated signal transduction. Gene Ontology annotation, cellular component: membrane; synapse. Bases 2346 to 8129 code for a protein of 1927 amino acids. The record is from RefSeq and is a predicted model, not a curated record. The transcript is spliced from 19 exons.